UUUGAGAUGUGGACAUAUGCCACGUGUACAUAGACAUUAGUUUGUCAAAUCUAACGAUCAACGACCGUAACAGGUUUCGGGUCAAGUUCCGAAUCCGGUUCCUGUUUGUCUACCACCUUCCCAGUUUCAUCAAUGGCAAUGAUCAUCAUUGCAUCUCAUUUUCAUCAUAUUAUUAUUCUCUCCUUUUUAUUUUACUGUCACUUUCCCUACUUUAAAUCUUGUUUUUUCUUCAUAAUAAUUCUGUUCCACAUUAUCCAUUUCAAUUGCAAACUGAGCUGCUCUUAAUUUUAACAAAAGUCCAGCUCCAAUUCUGAAUUGAUCACCGACCCAUUUGGGUUUUCUUUAUUAAUUGUAAAUGUAAAUGUCAUAUUUGCAAAUUUGUUGAGGAUCCAUUGAAACAUUUUAGGGAUCAAUUGGGGUACAUCCAAGGGGUUUUGGAUGCAAUUGAUAGAGAUACAGCGCCAUUAGAUGGCGCUGUUCAGACGAUUCUUCUAUAGGAAGCCGCCGGAUCGGCUUCUAGAGAUCUCUGAACGGGUCUAUGUGUUUGAUUGUUGCUUCUCAACGGACGCAUUGGACGAAUAUGAGUACAAGACAUACAUGGGAGGGAUUGUAGCUCAGCUACAGGACCAUUAUCCAGAUGCUUCUUUCAUGGUUUUUAACUUCAAAGAAGGAGAUCAGAGGAGCCAAAUAUCAGAUAUAUUAACGCAGUAUGAUAUGACUGUCAUGGAUUAUCCUCGGCGGUAUGAGGGGUGUCCUGUAUUGCCACUGGAGAUGAUCAAGCACUUCUUGAGAUCCAGUGAGAGCUGGCUUUCACUCGAGGGCCAACAAAAUGUGCUGUUAAUGCACUGUGAGAGGGGAGGGUGGCCCGUACUUGCUUUCAUGCUGGCUGGCCUUCUUUUGUACAGAGAACAGUACACUGGUGAGCAGAAGACUCUUGACAUGGUAUACAGGCAAGCUCCUAGGGAACUUCUUUAUGUUUUAUCACCUCUGAAUCCACAGCCGUCUCAGCUUAGGUAUCUUCAUUAUAUCACCAGAAGAACUAUUGGCUUAGACUGGCUGCCAUCAGAUAUACCUUUCGCUUUAGAUUGUAUCAUACUCAGGGUCCUUCCUCUAUUUGAUGGUGGGAAGGGCUGCCGACUGGUGGUUCGUGUCUAUGGUCAGGACCCUGCUUCAACAACGUCCAAUAGGAGUUCUAAACUCCUUUUUUCAACUUCAAAGACAAAACAACAUGGCCGCCUCUACCGACAGGAAGAGUGUGCGCUAGUGAAAAUAGAUAUCCACUGUCGUGUCCAAGGAGAUGUUGUUCUUGAGUGCAUCCAUUUGGAAGAUGACCUAGUUAGGGAAGAAAUGAUAUUCAGAGUUAUGUUUCAUACGGCAUUUAUUCGCUCAAAUGUUUUAAUGUUAACUCGUGAUGAAGUUGAUGUCCCAUGGGAUGCAAAAGACCAAUUUUCUAGGGAGUUCAAAGCAGAGGUACUUUUUUCGGAUGCUGAUGCUGUUCCAUCUAUUAUCACCGUAGAAGCGCCAGAUGAAGAUGAUAAUGAGACUGAAGGUGAUUCACCAGAGGAGUUCUUUGAGGUGGAAGAGAUAUUCAGUAAUGUUAUUGAUGGACCGGAUGGAAGAGGGGAAUCUGAUGCCCAUUCAGUUCAGGACAGUAUGCAGGAUGACGAUAGCACUGAAAUAUGGAAAGAGGAGUUGGAGCAUCAUGCUUUUCAAGAUAGUGCAUUUAUUGAUGUUAAUCGCAAACAAGAGAGAAAUGCAGAUUCUACUCAACAAGCAUCAAAAACAAAUGGUUUAGCGCAUAAUGACGACUUGAUAAACUCCAAGGCUGUGAUUUCUGAUGUUUCUAGCGACAAGGACUCUAAAGCAGGAACACAUGGGGCUAGUGUCAUAUCAGAAGAAGUGGAGAAUAAACAAGAUAUAGAAGGCACUUUUAGACAGGAGAGGCAGGGUUCACAACAGAAAUUGACUACUGAUAUCAGUAAAGGAAAGAAUGAAAAGGCACCUUCAUCUCUAAAGAAACAGCUCGUAUCCAACUCCAAACUUGCUGUUGAUGGGAUUGGACCUAAAGAUAAAUCUAAACAAAAGGAAUCUCAGGGCACUCUGUUGCGACUAGCAAAGCCAAAUGCAGUAUCUCGGUGGAUCCCUUCUAAUAAAGGUUCUUACACUAAUUCAAUGCAUGUGGCAUAUCCACCAUCAAGGUAUAAGAGUGCUCCACCUGUGCUUGCUGUUACCAAGGAUUCUCAAUCUGGGUUAAAAUCAAAAUCGUCAUCUCCUCGAGCUUCUUCAGAAGCUAAAAUUCCAGCUGGAGCAGGUCGUGUUCCAAAGAAGCACUCUUCAUGUCCAGCAUCAUUAGAUAUGUCAACAGUCAAGGAGGCACCUGUUGCAAUGACCUCUUCAUCAGAAUCAGUUGAAAGCCAGGCAUAUGACCUUCAGGAAUCCCCUCAAAGUCCCCUACCUUCUUCACUGCCUUCAUUUCGAUAUCCAAGCACUUCAUCACUUGAAUUGCCUCCUAUUCAGGAAGCAAGUAAUAACCUACCAGAUUCUGCAACGCUACCCGUGUCUUCGUUGGAAACCGAUAUUACAACGGAUUCUUUAUCUCACCUAUCUCCAAGACCUCCAGGUGGUGGACCUCCCCCACCGCCACUAUUUGGCGCUAAAGGACCUGGGGCAGCCGGCAGAGGAAUUCCUGCUGGGAGAGCUCCAAUACUUUCACGGACAAGAUCUAAUUUAAAGCCAUUGCACUGGAGCAAGGUAACCAGGGCACUACAGGGAAGCCUAUGGGAGGAACUACAGAGACAUGGAGAGCCUCAAAUUGCACCAGAGUUUGAUGUGUCAGAAAUUGAGGUUCUUUUCUCUGCCACCCCCAAGUCAAGUAGUUCGGGUAAAUCUGGAGGACGGAAGAAGUCUGCUGAAUCUAAACCGGACAAGGUUCAUCUGGUUGACCUAAGAAGGGCGAAUAAUACUGAGAUUAUGCUCACAAAGGUGAAAAUGCCACUUCCAGACAUGAUGGCAGCUGCACUGGCAAUGGAUGAGUCUAUUUUAGAUGCAGAUCAGGUGGAGAAUCUUAUAAAGUUUUGUCCUACAAAAGAUGAGAUGGAUCUUCUUAAGGGUUACACUGGUGACAAAGAGCUUCUCGGAAAGUGUGAACAGUUCUUUUUGGAGUUGAUGAAGGUGCCACGAGUAGAGUCGAAAUUAAGAGUGUUUCUCUUCAAGAUUCAGUUCAAAUCUCAGGUGACAGACUUCAAGAAAAGCUUAACCACUGUGAACUCUGCAUGCGAAGAGGUCCGAAAUUCUUCCAAAUUGAAGGAAAUAAUGAAGAAAAUUUUGUUUCUAGGGAAUACGUUAAAUCAGGGAACUGCCAGAGGUUCUGCCAUUGGAUUUAAGUUGGACAGUCUAUUGAAGCUCACUGAUACACGUGCUACUAACAACAAGAUGACACUCAUGCAUUAUCUUUGUAAGGUUCUUGCUUCAAAGUCACCAGCACUUUUAGACUUCCAUGAAGAUCUUGUAAGCGUGGAAGCUGCAUCAAAGAUACAAUUGAAGUCUUUGGCUGAAGAAAUGCAAGCAAUCAUCAAGGGGCUGGAAAAAGUUAAGAAGGAACUGGAGGCAUCUGAGAAUGAUGGCCCCGUGUCUGAAAUUUUUUGCAAGACCUUAAAGGAAUUCAUUGGUGCGUCUGAAGCAGAGGUUGGCUCUCUCAGGGAGUUGUAUUCCGUGGCGGGCAGAAAUGCAGACGCACUUGCACUAUAUUUUAAUGAGGAUCCUGCCAAAUGUCCAUUUGAACAAGUCACCGCAACCCUCUUAAAUUUUGUGAGGUUGUUCCGCAAAGCCCAUGAAGAGAACUUGAAGCAGGCUGAACUAGAUAAGAAGAAAGUUCAGAAGGAAGCCGAAACAGAGAAUGCGGAAGGAAGUAACUUAACAAAGAAGGGUGAGAAGUAAAUAGGGAUGAUUCAUUCUUCAGGGAAUUUUUGGUGUCAUGUAUUGGCCUUCAUCCGUUGGUUAACUGUCGUGUUGACUAAGGACAAUGGUCUUAAGUCAAACCAGAAGCCUCCAAUAUUAAUCUAUUGGCUUUGGCUUUCUCUGGGUUCAAGAAAGAAAGUCCAAUACUAAAAGCUUGUGAACCUGGAAAUGCAAUGAAGUGCUUUGCAGAGGGAAACUGAAAAAGAGACAUUCCCGUCCGGGCUCUUGGAGUGACUUGCAGAGAGAAGCUGAAGACAACACGCUGUUGUCUGAGCUCUUGGAUGAUGCAAGCAAUCCAUUGGUCUAAGAAUCGAUCACCUGGAUUUUGUUAUUGACGGGUGAUCAUGACUGCUGUCCCUUCUGGAGUGUGCUGCAUGAUUAAACAGAACAUUGCAUCUAAUAAUGCAAAUUUGGGUAUGCAUUUGCUGAACCAACAUGAUGGAGCUGUCGUUGGUGCAAAUGUAGUUACAUGCGGAGUUGGCAUUCACCAUGAUGCAUGCAGAUUAUGCCAUACAAACUGUAAAUUGCAAGUGUAACAUGGGUAGUUUGUACAAAGCCCCAACCCCUGUAUUUAGAGAUCAAGUUGAUUCUUUUCAUUGUAACAUAGAAACAGGUUCCUGGUCAGUAUUUGAUGGGAAUCCAAUACGGAAAAUUGUACAGAAAACAUAGAAGAGGAUAGAGUUAGGUAUUUUUAGCAAUAGCAAUGUAACAAAAUGUAGGCUGUGGGAUAAGUUCCCACUUUUCUUAGAGUCAAAUUUGGCUAUAAUAUGAUAUAUUCAUUCA
Molecule: messenger RNA, 4740 nt
Organism: Nicotiana tabacum (common tobacco)
Lineage: Eukaryota; Viridiplantae; Streptophyta; Magnoliopsida; Solanales; Solanaceae
Source: RefSeq, a predicted model, not a curated record